This is a messenger RNA of Paramecium pentaurelia, 213 nucleotides long. NCBI's taxonomy places the organism in Eukaryota, Ciliophora, Oligohymenophorea, Peniculida, Parameciidae. The record is from the annotation of a GenBank genome assembly.
AUGAAUUCUUGGGAAAAAUUUAUUUUCCAUAGGGUUAUAGAUACAUUGAGCCUUCUAUAAAAACUUAUUGGCCUAAUAACGAUCUUUACACAAGAGUUUAUGUAUUGUUUUUUAGGAGAAGGAACCAAAGUUAAAGACUUAGAUUCUAUUUAUAAUACUUUUUAUUUUAAUAAAUAAAGAAACAAAAAAGUUAUAAAUAGAUUUCCAUAUUGA